This is a messenger RNA of Sinocyclocheilus grahami, 416 nucleotides long. RefSeq names its product protein deglycase DJ-1zDJ-1-like. The record is from RefSeq and is a predicted model, not a curated record. Gene Ontology annotation, biological process: glyoxal metabolic process; glycolate biosynthetic process; response to oxidative stress. The transcript is spliced from 3 exons. Lineage: Eukaryota; Metazoa; Chordata; Actinopteri; Cypriniformes; Cyprinidae. Gene Ontology annotation, molecular function: oxidoreductase activity, acting on peroxide as acceptor. The annotation marks the transcript as partial. Gene Ontology annotation, cellular component: mitochondrion; cytoplasm; nucleus.
GGUCCGUAUGAUGUUGUACUUCUGCCUGGAGGUUUGCUUGGAGCUCAAAACCUUUCUGAGUCUCCCGCUGUGAAAGAGGUGUUGAAAGACCAGGAGGGCAGGAAGGGUCUGAUCGCUGCAAUCUGUGCAGGCCCGACGGCACUCUUGGCACACCGUAUCGCAUAUGGCAGCACAGUUACCACCCAUCCAGGUGCCAAGGACAAGAUGAUGGCUGGUGGUAAUGUCUCUACACAUACCUAGUCUUUUUCACACAAGCCUUUAAUGUCAGUGAUGGAAACUUGCAUACUUGACAGGCAUGUCAUGGAAAACACCACACAAUAAACAUCCAACAGAGGGUGCUGUAGGUAAUAGCACAAUAGCUAAGUUUACAUGAAAUCAGUCUGACUGAUGAAUCCGAACAUAGUGUUUACAUGAAU